Molecule: messenger RNA, 186 nt
Organism: Gaeumannomyces tritici R3-111a-1
Lineage: Eukaryota; Fungi; Ascomycota; Sordariomycetes; Magnaporthales; Magnaporthaceae
Exons: 2
Coding region: 1-186 (61 amino acids)
Source: RefSeq, a predicted model, not a curated record
AUGGCUAUAAAGCAAAGCAAAUGCGUAAUACAAGCUUUUUACGUAUGGGCAAUUCGUAUUACGGCUUUAUACGGCCCGGGAAAAGCGAUAGCUUUCCGCUACAAGCCUUUUUCGAUACGUAUUUGUUUAAUUAAUAAACGGCAAUUAAAAAAAGUAAUUUUGGCCAUUAUCCGGUUUACGAAAUAA